CGCUUCUAGCAGACGACUUUGCAAACGCACAACAACGCACAAGCAACUAAGUCGCUCACAACUUUUGACUGCAGCAGUGCUAAGCCAUGGCAGAUCUUUUCAACACGACAAAAGUCGUGCUCAGGCACGUCGUGGAGACGCGGUCGCUGCCCGAUGUUGACCUCUUGAAGCUGCUGAUCAGCCAGAUGCUGGGCUACGCCAUCCUGGCCGGGGCGUGCGUCACCAAGCUCCCCCAGAUUCUGCUGAUACGGCAAGCCGGCAGCGCUGAGGGACUUAGUAAGGAAAUGUUCGAAAUUGAGACGUACACGUUACUGGUGUCGGCGCUGUACGGCUACACCCGACAGCUGUCGUUCAACACAUACGGCGAGUCUCUCAUCCUGGCGACUCAAAACCUGGUCAUCCUGGGCAUGGUGUACGGCUACAGUCGUACUCCUGCGCUGCGGCGGUUGGCGGUUUGGGGGGCAUACGUGGCAUUGACAGUUGGGGUUGUUACAGGUCAGCUCUCUAGCGACGCCAUGGAGAAGUUUGCACACGCCAACACUGUGGUGGUCUUAUUUUCCCGCGUGCCCCAGGUGGUCAAGAACUUCGCGGCUGGCUCUACUGGCACGUUGUCCGGCAUCACCACAGGCAUCAACGUGCUCGGCUGUGUGGUGCGCAUCUUCACCACGCUGCAUGCGGACGGCGGGCCCGCAAUGCUGCGCAGCUACAUCGUCAGUCUUGUCAUCAAUGCGAUAUUGCUGCUGCAGAUCAUUGCCUAUCGCAAGAAGACGGCGGAGCAGCUUAAGGCGGCCCAGGGGCAGAAGAGGGAGAAGCUGGCGGGGGCUGAGAGCCGAAAGAACAAGUAGAGGAGAUGAAGCGGCUUGGCGGCGGCUUCGCUGGAUGGGCUUUGUCGGUUGCGAAGGACCGUUACGCCCGUUGUCACAGCGGCGCGGAACUGCGGAUGGCUGCGCCUCAUGCCCAGUUCAGGUGUUUUUGCAAGGUGGGGUCCGCUUCAGCCCUUUCGGUCUUCCAAGGCGAUUCCCGGGAAGUGGUGUGGUAGAUGAGACCCACGAAUGCUAGACGCACGAAUCAAACGGGGGCUUUGCGGGAUCCUGGAGAUUGAGGCUGGGCUUGGGGCAUGGGACAAAAUAAAGUACGCUUCGUGAGGGGGCCGUGAGUGGUUACAGAGGGUAUCUAAUGUAGACGGCCGAUCGGCUGUGUGUGUUUGGAUACAAGCUUGUGCGCGAGGUUGCCGUGUCCUAAACCGUGGGCAGGAAAGCUGUCGCGCGAGGGUUUUGCAGCCGCUGAAAAAGCGUAUUACUGCUGCAGUUUGAGGGGGCAUGCAUUGAGAGCCGCGUGUGGAUGUAUACUGGGGGGAGAAGAGAGGGAAAACUUCCACGUUCAUAAGCUCCUGAGGAGCAGUUCACGCGAUGUGUGUCUUUUAAGUGCCGCGCGCCGCACCCAUACCUACUGACGUUCAGUUCCAGCAUAUGGGCAUAUGCCGCUCUGUCGUUUCGUUAUGACCACGUAUUUUGAACACCUCGAACUUC
Molecule: messenger RNA, 1529 nt
Organism: Volvox carteri f. nagariensis
Lineage: Eukaryota; Viridiplantae; Chlorophyta; Chlorophyceae; Chlamydomonadales; Volvocaceae
Exons: 6
Coding region: 87-845 (252 amino acids)
Source: RefSeq, a predicted model, not a curated record